Entamoeba histolytica HM-1:IMSS is the source of this 939-nucleotide messenger RNA. RefSeq names its product heat shock protein 70, putative. The record is from RefSeq and is a predicted model, not a curated record. Gene Ontology annotation, biological process: cellular response to unfolded protein; protein refolding. The transcript has a single exon. NCBI's taxonomy places the organism in Eukaryota, Evosea, Mastigamoebida, Endamoebidae. Gene Ontology annotation, cellular component: cytoplasm. Gene Ontology annotation, molecular function: ATP hydrolysis activity; misfolded protein binding; heat shock protein binding. The coding region runs from base 1 to 939 and encodes 312 amino acids.
AUGAACAAAUACCAAGUUAAACGAUUUACACCAGAAGAAAUUUCAUCAAUGGUAUUAAGUAAAAUGAAAGAAACAGCAGAAACAUUUGUUGGAAAAGAAAUAAAGAAUGCAGUUAUUACAUGUCCAGCAUAUUUCAAUGAUUCUCAAAGACAAGCUACUAAAGAUGCAGGAACAAUUGCAGGAAUGAAUGUGAUGAGAAUUAUUAAUGAACCUACGGCAGCAGCUAUUGCAUAUGGACUUGAUAAAAAAAGUUCAGGAGAGAAGAAAGUAUUGAUAUUUGAUCUUAGAGGAGGAACAUUUGAUGUAUCAGUUCUUGCAAUUGAAGAAGGAGUGUUUGAAGUUAAAGCAACUAAUGGAGAUACACAUCUUGGAGGAGAAGAUUUUGAUAAUCGACUUGUUAAAUAUUUUAUUGGUGAGUUUGAAAGAAAAUAUAAGAAAGAUAUUAGUGGGAAUGCACGAGCUGUUAGAAGAUUAAGAACAGCAUGUGAAAGAGCAAAAAGAACAUUAUCAAGUGCAAGUGUUGCUAAUAUUGAAGUUGAUCAAUUAUAUGAAGGAAUUGAUUUUUAUACAUCUAUUACACGAGCUAGAUUUGAAGAAAUCAACAUUGAUUUAUUUAAAUCAACGAUUGGACCAGUUUCAAGAGUAUUAGAAGAUGCUAAAAUAGAUAAAAGUAGUAUUGAUGAAGUAGUAUUGAUAGGAGGAAGUACAAGAAUUCCAAAAGUCGUUGAGAUAUUAAAAGAAUUUUUCAAUGGGAAAGAACCAAAUAAAAGUAUUAAUCCAGAUGAAGCAGUUGCGUAUGGAGCAGCAGUACAAGCAGCUAUAUUAACAGGAACCGGAGGGAAAGCAACAGAAGAUGUGUUAUUACUUGACGUUGCAUUAAUUAAAUUUUGUGAGUCAUUUCUUUUUUUUGUUUACUCACAAAACAUUCUCACUCCUUAG